AUAGAUUAGCUUUAAGAAAUUGAUCAUGGCCAAUUAUAAUAUCUAAAAAUGCAUCAUGUGAUGAUGAUUUCCUGGCUGUUUCUGGUGGUAUCAAUGAACCCCUACGAUAAGUAAAAGAGAGAACAAGUUUACGCGAACAAAAAAUCUCGGGAGAGGAUCAGCACAGAAGGAAGAAAAGAACAAACAAUGAACAGUGUGUUCUCAGUCGACGAUUUCUCCGACUCCUUCUGGCCGUCUCCUCCUCUGUCUCCACAAUCAACAGCUCCGGCGAUGAAUAGAAGCGAAUCGGAAUGGGCGCUAGAGAAGUUUCUACUAGAAGCCUCCGCGGUCUCCGUAUCCAGCGAUACCAACAUCGCCGCUCAAUCGGCGCUUUCUCAAUCGACCACGUCAUCGAUACCUCCUGAGAAUGGUGAGGAUGAGGUGGUGGAGAUCACAAAGCAUCCAAAUCCUCAUCCGCAGCGGUUGGGUCGCAAUCCAACGAACCUGAUUGAUUCCGACCGCGCUCUUCUCAAGUCGAAGCUCUAUCGCGCUUGUACUGCCGUGGCCAUGUCUAGGGAAUCCGAUGCUAUAAAGCCGGAAGAUUUCUCUUCGUUACUGGAAGAUCAAAGGCUAGCUGCUGGAAAUGUUUCUUUGGGAACGCAAGCUUUUCGCACUGGUCAUGGCAUCUCAAUGGCACAAAUUGGGGCAGAUGGUGGAUCACCUGGCAUUCCAGCUUUACCCACUGCACAGAAAAAACAAGAGGUCCAAACCAGGCAAACAACCAGUGGGUCAUCAAGAGAAGAUUCGGAUGAUGAUGACCUUGAAGGAGACACGGGAACCAAUGAAAAUAGGGAUCCUACUGAUGCAAAACGCGUGAGGAGGAUGCAGUCAAAUCGAGAGUCAGCUAGACGCUCUAGAAGAAGAAAACAAGCACAGCUGAAUGAACGUGAAACACAGGUUGGUCAACUAAGGGAUGAACGCUCUUCUCUGCUAUCACGCUUCACUGAUGUAAAUCAAAAGUGUGAUGCUGCUUCUGUUGAUAAUAGAAUUUUGAAGGCUGAUAUUGAAACCUUAAGGGCAAAGGUCAAGAUGGUCGAAGAACAAGUUAAACGAGUGACAGGUUUGAACCCAAUGCUUCUCGCAGGGUUUAACGUGCCUAGCCCUGGGAUGCCAUUUGUUGGUGGCCAGGUGGAUGCAUCUACAAAUGUAUCUGUACCAAUGCAACCAAACCCCCACCAAUUCUUUCAUCAGCCAGUUCAUGGUAUUACCCCUGCUGCUCCACAUCUCCAAAGACUAAACAACAGCUACCCUGAUAACUUAGUUCCUCUUGCCACAAACCCCCAAACUGACAAUGGAACCAGUAAUAAUGGUGGAAUGGCUUCAAUGAAACUCACAGCUGGUGGCCGAAGUCUGGGUGCCAUGCCUUCCACGCAACAGGUGCAAAAGCAAGUUGGUGCUACUGGCGGUCCUGCUGGGGCUGUGCCUAUGCGUGACCCGGGACUUCCUCAUGUGUUUGGAAAGGAUGGCCAAAAGAAAUGAAUCGGGUUUUGCCCCCGUCCAUUCUGGUGGUUUUUGGGAAAUGGGGCAUGCAAAGUUUGUCUCGUGGUACAAACACGAGUUGAAAUAAUUCUGACUUUCAAGACAUGCUGGGUUUUCUGCGUAUAGUUUACAAAUAAACCUUUUCUGCUAGUAGAUCAUCUUAUUUUAUUUUUUUCAUCUAGACGCGGGACAUGUUUAUGCAACAUAGCGUGUCAAUAGGAGCAUUGCUUAUAACGAUCUCCAUUCAAGGGGCCGUUGUAAUUAUCCUUGCAUGUUAGAUUUUGAAGAUGGAAGACAUUUCACGAUGGCAUUAAAACUUA
This is a messenger RNA of Populus euphratica (Euphrates poplar), 1838 nucleotides long. RefSeq names its product light-inducible protein CPRF2. Gene Ontology annotation, molecular function: DNA-binding transcription factor activity. The record is from RefSeq and is a predicted model, not a curated record. NCBI's taxonomy places the organism in Eukaryota, Viridiplantae, Streptophyta, Magnoliopsida, Malpighiales, Salicaceae. Bases 187 to 1518 code for a protein of 443 amino acids. Gene Ontology annotation, biological process: regulation of DNA-templated transcription. The transcript is spliced from 6 exons.